This is a messenger RNA of Brassicogethes aeneus, 524 nucleotides long. The record is from the annotation of a GenBank genome assembly. Lineage: Eukaryota; Metazoa; Arthropoda; Insecta; Coleoptera; Nitidulidae.
UUAUAUUUCAAUGUUCAAAACCUUUAAAUAAACGAAUUAAUAUGGAAACCGAAGAAGAUUCAAUAUUUAACAAUGACCCAAUUUACAUGAAAAGCUUGAUAGGCAAAAAAAUCAAGAUAAAAACAGUGGAGGAAACAUACCAAGAAGGUAUAGUCUACGUUAUAGACCCAAUAUUUAAAACUGUUGUUUUAUUUUGCAAACUAGUCAAUGGUAAUGGUAGAGAAUACAGUUUAUUUCCACAUCACGCAAUAGAAAGCCUAGAAAUUCUUUCAAAUGAUGUAAAUCUUAGUGGGUUUCCUACAAACGAAGAAUCACUUGAGAAUUGCGUGGAGAAGAAAGAGAAGCUUAAAAGAUGGCUAAGACAUAUGUUUAUAAAUUUUGCUGAAUCUGGUGAUAAUAUUAAAAUAGAUGAUCACUUAGUUAUAGUGCCUCCUUAUGGAAUUGAUAAUUGUAUUUGUAACAAUAUGAUUGUAUUGGAUAAAAUACAGAAAAUUAUUUCAUUGAUGCCUUCUGAAUUUAGCUGA